AGGAGGAGCAGGAAGAGGAAGCAGCACAAGGUUCCUCCCUCCCUGUAUGUGCAGUCCCAGGAGUGUUUCCCUGCCCACAGUCAGCAGGAAUUUUCAUACCGUGUCUAAAUGGAAGAGGAGGAGGAAAAGUCCUGGAGGUGCCACACAAGGAAGGGCUGCAAACCCAGCCCAGGGAGCUGCGAGGAGGAAAGAUCCCCCCAGUGCCAGGAACACGGCCAGAGAUCCAGCCGGAGCUCAGAGCUGGGGGAGAAGCCCCACAAGUGCUUGGAAUGUGGGAAGGGCUUCAGAAAGAGAUCCCACCUCAUCCAGCACCAGAGGAUCCACACUGGGGAAAAGCCCUACGAGUGUGGGGAAUGUGGGAAGAGCUUCAGCCACAGCUGCCACCUGAUCCGGCACCAGGUGAUCCACACUGGGGAAAAGCCCUAUGAGUGUGGAAAAUGUGGGAAGAGCUUCAGAGAUAUCUCUAACCUGAUGAUACACCAGGUGAUCCACACGGGGGAACGGCCCUACACCUGCUUGGAAUGUGGGAAGAGCUUUGGGUGGAGCUCCUACCUGAGAAAACACCAGUUCAUCCACACUGGGGAGAGGCCCUAUGAGUGUCCCCAGUGUGGGAAGAGGUUUCAGCGCAGCUCCCAUGUCCUCCUACAUGAGCGGAUUCACACAGACGAGAGGCCCUUCCGCUGCCCCGACUGCGGGAAGGGCUUCAACCGCAACUCCAACCUCACUCUCCACCGGCGCAUCCACAGUGGGGAGAGGCCCUACGAGUGUCCCCAGUGUGGGAAGAGCUUCUCACAGAGAUCUAACUUGACCCAACACCAACGGAGGCACCAGUAAGGGAAGCCCUGCGAGUGCCCCGAGUGCGGGAAGAGCUUCGUGCGCUGCCCCAGCUCCAUCCCCCAUGGGAGGAUGGGCGUUGGAUGAUCCCCAGUGACCCCCGUUGGGCAGAGCCCUGGUGAUCCGUGGUCCUGGUGAUGCGUGUUGGGAAGACACCUGGCUGGGAGGCUCCACAUCUUCCUGGCUCCCUGUGGGCACCUGGAUGAACACAGGUGCAGGAACAUCCACUGGGACACAGACCAACAAUGGGAAUUCCUUGGGGAGAGUGGAUUCGUUGACUUUUAAUCCUAGAGAACCUUUUCCUGCUGCCUCAGGAGCUCUGUGGGCAGAGAAAAGAAGGUGAUACCAGGCUUGAGGGGCCCAAGAGGAGCACACUCGCUCUAUGGGGAGGGAGGACACGACCCCCGGGUUCCCCCCUCACCUUCCUGCGCAGGCAGAAGCCGAGCCCCAGUGCCAGGAAGACGAAACCCAACACGGAGACUCCAAUCCCUGUCAGCAUCUUGAUGCAGGCAGCAUUUCACAGCAUCCGUGGGUGUCUGCAGGGUUCAGGACCCCCAAAACCUCUUACAGACACCCCAAGCCCCUCCAAGGACCCUCCCAGUCUCCCACAGCCCACCCAGGACCCUCUGAAACCUCCUUUGGAGUCACUAAUUUUAAACAAUUAGUAAUUUUAGAAAAAUUAGGGGUCUUGGCUAGAGAUAGGCCUUGUUGGAACUAGUUAGAGUUAAUGAUGAAGUGAGAAGCAGGAUUUGAGAUAAUGAAUCUCAGACUGAGGUAAAAAAUUCCUUUUCAUUGUGUGUUUGUUUUUCUGUGCUUAUAAUGAGAAAAGAGAAAGUGAUAAACGGGUUCAGGAAGAUCACAGACCUUACAUCUGGAAACCCAUUUCAAAGUCACAAGGGAGGAAACUGGAGUUGUACCAAAUGUCAUUUGUAAUGUUAACCAUUGUAAAGGUAGAAAGGUGAGAGUGAGGAAGAGCGGUUUUCCUUCAUCACUUGAUGAUUCCUCUUUGCCAAAACGACCUCCUCCUCUAAUUAGGGCGCCCAUCACGCAGGCAGAAUGACUUUUUAAAUUCAUUACCGUACAUUUUAAUACGAAGUGGGGAAUGGGAAAUGUUAGCAUUAUGCAUAUGUAUUGGUAUUAAUAUGUAUUAGUAUUUUGGAUAUUUAAGACUUUUGUACAUAAAUAGACACUGGAAUCUUUUGUCAACUUGCAGUGCAUAUUAAGGGGUGACUCCUGCACUUACCCAGUGCUGGGAUUUAAACAUCCACUUUGUAACUUUAAACUGUUGGAGAGGUUUUUUGUCCAUUAACAGAUUGAUGUUGAUACUGGA
Messenger RNA from Cyanistes caeruleus (blue tit), 2164 nucleotides. The record is from RefSeq and is a predicted model, not a curated record. NCBI's taxonomy places the organism in Eukaryota, Metazoa, Chordata, Aves, Passeriformes, Paridae.